AUACAGCUAAAACGUAAAAGGAAGGUGUUGAGAAGAGGGACAUACACCAGAAACAGACUACAGUCGUGAAGAAUAAGGAAGUUAGGACAGAAGCUUCUGGCAAUCCUCAGCAAGGUUCUCUGCCACUACUACGAAUAGCAGCUUACCUCUGUCAAAUUACCCUAUGUCUGAGAGCAGCACCCCUGGAUUUUAUUCUUGACUGAGUUUUCAGGAACUGAGACCUAUGUUUUUGGUAUGGACAAAAGGAAACUGAAGUUCUUACAAUUCAGUCACAAUGCAAUCACAGGAAACAAAGAUUCAAAAUUUCAAAUCCAUGGAAGGAGAAGUGGAGUUCCAAAGAGUAAGACCAUGAAUUAUGGCAUUUCUUAAAUGAAGCAUUCAAGAAGUGAGAGAAUGUCAUAGAAAAUAAAUGAUUUUUAAGUUAUGUCUAUUAAUCUGACUGUAGAUAUAUAUAUUUACCUCCUUAGUAAUGCAAGAAGUAUUUGUGGGAAGCAGAGAAGCAAGCAGCUGUAUUUCUUGUUCUCACCUAAGCAUUACUGGAGGAUAAGCCACAUCAGUCUACAAAGAGGUUUUCAUACAAACAUAAUAAGAUGUAAAUGGACCAAAAGUGAAGCACAUUCUUGCAGUAAGCACUGUUACUCUCCAAGCAACCAUGGUUUACAUAUUGGGAUUUUGAAACUUAGCACUUCUGCUCCCAAAGGACUUACAAAAGUGAACAUUUGUAUGUCCCGUAUUAAAAGUACUUUGAACUCUGUUUCAAAGGCUGUUUUUGGCAAUCAAAAUGAAAUGAUUUCACGUUUAGCUCAAUUUAAGGCAAGUUCCCAAAUUUUAAGAAAAGUAUCAGAUAGUGGCUGGUUAAAACAGAAAAACAUCAAACAAGCCAUCAAAUCUCUGAAAAAAUAUAGUGACAAAUCAGCAGAAAAGAGUCCUUUUCCAGAAGAGAAAAGUCACAUUAUAGACAAAGAAGAAGAUAUAGGUAAACGCAGUCUUUUUCAUUACACAAGUUCUAUAACCACAAAAUUUGGAGACUCAUUCUACUUUUUAUCAAAUCAUAUUAAUUCAUAUUUCAAACGUAAGGAAAAAAUGUCUCAACAAAAGGAAAAUGAACAUUUCGGGGACAAAUCAGAACUUGAAGAUAAAAAGGUAGAAGAGGGGAAAUUAAGAUCUCCAGAUCCUGGCAUCCUGGCUUAUAAGCCAGGCUCAGAAUCUUUACAUACUGUGGACAAGCCUACAAGUCCUUCUGCAAUACCUGAUGUUCUUCAAGUUUCAACUAAACAAAGUAUUGCUAACUUUCUUUCUCGUCCCACGGAAGGUGUACAAGCUUUAGUAGGUGGUUAUAUUGGUGGACUUGUCCCCAAAUUAAAAUAUGAUUCAAAGAGUCAGUCAGAAGAACAGGAAGAACCUGCUAAAACUGAUCAGGCUGUCAGCAAAGACAGAAAUGCAGAGGAGAAAAAGCGUUUAUCUCUUCAGCGAGAAAAGAUUAUCGCAAGGGUGAGUAUUGAUAACAGGACCCGGGCAUUAGUUCAGGCAUUAAGAAGAACAACUGACCCAAAGCUCUGCAUUACUAGGGUUGAAGAACUGACUUUUCAUCUUCUAGAAUUUCCUGAAGGAAAAGGAGUGGCUGUCAAGGAAAGAAUUAUUCCAUAUUUAUUACGACUGAGACAAAUUAAGGAUGAAACUCUUCAGGCUGCAGUUAGAGAAAUAUUGGCCCUAAUUGGCUACGUGGAUCCAGUGAAAGGGAGAGGAAUCCGAAUUCUCUCAAUUGAUGGUGGAGGAACGAGGGGCGUGGUUGCUCUCCAGACCCUACGAAAAUUAGUUGAACUUACUCAGAAGCCAGUUCAUCAGCUCUUUGAUUACAUUUGUGGUGUAAGCACAGGUGCCAUAUUAGCUUUCAUGUUGGGGUUGUUUCAUAUGCCUUUGGAUGAAUGUGAGGAACUUUAUCGAAAAUUAGGAUCAGAUGUAUUUUCACAAAAUGUCAUUGUUGGAACAGUCAAAAUGAGUUGGAGCCAUGCAUUUUAUGACAGUCAAACAUGGGAAAACAUUCUUAAGGAUAGGAUGGGAUCUGCACUGAUGAUUGAAACAGCAAGAAACCCCACAUGUCCUAAGGUAGCUGCUGUAAGUACCAUAGUAAAUAGAGGGAUAACACCCAAAGCUUUUGUGUUCAGAAACUAUGGUCAUUUUCCUGGAAUCAACUCUCAUUAUUUGGGAGGCUGUCAGUAUAAAAUGUGGCAGGCCAUUAGAGCCUCAUCUGCUGCUCCAGGCUACUUUGCAGAGUAUGCAUUGGGAAAUGAUCUUCAUCAAGAUGGAGGUUUGCUUCUGAAUAACCCUUCGGCAUUAGCUAUGCAUGAGUGUAAAUGUCUUUGGCCAGAUGUGCCAUUAGAGUGCAUAGUAUCCCUGGGCACUGGACGUUAUGAGAGUGAUGUGAGAAACACGGUAACAUACACAAGCUUGAAAACCAAACUUUCUAAUGUUAUCAACAGUGCUACAGAUACAGAAGAAGUCCAUAUAAUGCUUGAUGGCCUGUUACCUCCUGACACCUAUUUUAGAUUCAAUCCUGUAAUGUGUGAAAACAUACCUCUAGAUGAAAGUCGAAAUGAAAAGCUGGAUCAGCUGCAGUUGGAAGGGUUGAAAUACAUAGAAAGAAAUGAACAAAAAAUGAAAAAAGUUGCAAAAAUAUUAAGUCAAGAAAAAACAACUCUGCAGAAAAUUAAUGAUUGGAUAAAAUUAAAAACUGAUAUGUAUGAAGGACUCCCAUUCUUUUCAAAAUUGUGAUGAGUAUAUGCUGAUGUUCUCAUAAAUGAAGGCCUGUUCAGAAGAUCAACCACAUUCAAUAAGGAAUUGUGGGGUUUGACAUGAGUUGACUUUGAAAUACUUAUGAAUUCUGGAGAAUCCUGAAAAAGACGGUACUUCGACCAGCUUGCACAGCACAGAGAAUAUUCUUGGUUACAGAAUUCAUAUGGGAACCAGGCUUUUAAGAUGUUAAUAAUUAACUAAGCUUUAGUAACCUUACUGUGCUAGUUGAUUUUAGUAGAUAUUGGUGUUAUAUUGUUUGAUGUUUGAAAAUGUAUUAAUAUAUGUGCCAAACAAGAAACUGAAAGCUAUAUUGUACUGUAUAUUUUUACUUUAGUCCUCAUAAUCAUGUUGAAUUUAUGUGAUCAUUGAUUUUAUUUCAAAUGGAAAAGCUAAUUUCUUCCUAAAUUUACAUUACCUAAUAUUCUCACUAGCUACAUUCUCCAAUCCACACUGCCUUUUAUUGUAAUAUCGUCUAAAUAGAUGCAGAAAAAUGGAAUUUUCUCUAUUAAAGUAUUUUACAUUUGACAUGAAAAAGAACCAGAUAAAGUUUUCUAUUCAAAUAUGUUUAUUUUAACAUUGUUUGGUUAAAAAAGGUGAAGUUCCAGUCAACCACUUUCUACCCCUGAAGUUUCAAGAUAAUGCUGUAUUAAUUUUUCCAGAUCUAACACUAGCUUAUUCUUCCCUGUUAUAAAAUGGUUUGAACUUACUGAGGAGAUAUUCCUAUCAUUAACAAAAAUAAACUAAUCUGUUCUUAAAA
Messenger RNA from Symphalangus syndactylus (siamang), 3550 nucleotides. It is a transcript of the gene PNPLA8, whose product is annotated as patatin like domain 8, phospholipase A2. Gene Ontology annotation, cellular component: membrane. NCBI's taxonomy places the organism in Eukaryota, Metazoa, Chordata, Mammalia, Primates, Hylobatidae. The record is from RefSeq and is a predicted model, not a curated record. Gene Ontology annotation, biological process: arachidonate metabolic process.